AUGGAAUCGCUUACGGACCCUCCCCCUGAAGAGACUCCGAACGAUCUGGGUGAACUUGGCAGGUCGUUUCUGCCGCCCUUCGCAAAUGCGGAGAACAAGGCUCUCAAUCUGCACAUCAGGCAACUUGAGAAGCAGCUGGAGGCGGUGGACAUUUCCAUCGAGGAGCAUGGCGGCCGCAUCACCGUCAUGGAGGAGCACCUCAAGAACGUGCGCCAGGAGAUUGCCUACACGGAGAGCAGGAUGGACGUGGAGCGCAAGGAGAUCGAGACGGAGGCGCACCUGCGCAUCAUGGCCGAAAAGGAGCUGGCGCGCAUGCGAGCGGACAUCGCGCGGCUCGAGAAGGAGAGGGCCGAGCUGACUGACAGGGUGCACGGCCUGCAGCAGGGCAUCAUCCGCGGCAGCGAGCGCCUGGACCAGUUCCGGCUGGCUAUGAGCUGGAACCAGGAGGAGCUGGAGCAGUGGGCAGCGGCGGAGAAGGCCAAGGAGGAGGACAGCCGCGCGGUGGACGACUACAGGCGGCAGGACGAGGGCAAGAUGAAGGAGCUGGGGCUGGCCGUAGAGAAGCUGACGCGGGAGGUGGCCGCCAAGAAGGACGACUUGGAGGCAGAGGUGACCGAGACGCAGGCCGCGCAGCUGCAGCUGGACCGCGCGGCCGAGGACUACCGCCGCCUGCACUCUGAGCGCCAGCAGCUGAUCCGCCAGUGGGACGAGGCCGCCACCGCCAUGCGGCGCCGCGACGCCGCGAUUGGUGCCGCGGGCGCCGCGUUCGCGGAGCGGAGGUUGGCGCUGCGGCGGCGGAAGGGCGAGCUGGACGCGCGGGCGCGGCUGCUGGAGGGGGAGGUGGCGGCCAACCGCGAGCUUGAGGCCCGCAUAGCCCACUACGAAAAGGAGGUGGUGAGCUGCGCUGCUAUGGGCUAUCUGCAUGGCUUGCUGGGGCCCUGCUUCGCCGUGCCUCCUGUGGCGUCGGGCGGCGGGGUGCCGGUUCAGCUGCGCUUCUCAGCCCCGCACACUGCGAUCGCGGCCCGCAUGCCGCGCGGCGGAGGUCGUGCGCGGCGCCGGCUGGCCCGUCGCGACAGCCGGGGUGGCGAGGCGGCGCAGCGCGAGGCGCACCGCGCGGAGUCUGGGAAGCUGUCAGAGUUGACUCACCAGGUGGACCUGCUCAAGGCCACCCUGGCCAAGGCGGCCAACGAGCUGUCGGGACAGGGCGCAACCAACGAGGCCGCGAGGCAGGGGCUCGAGGCCAAGCGCCUGCGGCUUGAGGCUGUCCGGCGGCGCCAGGCAGCACUGAAGCGCCAGCUGGAGGAGGGUUACGGGCAGCUGGGGGGCCUGGAGGCGCGCGUGGCGCAGCUGGAGGGCGUGCGGCGCGGCGAGGAGGGGCGGCUCGAGGGGCUGCAGAGGGAGGUGGAGUCCCUGAAGAAGGAGCAGUUCAGGUCGGGUCAGGCCCUGUUUGCGCUGCGCCAGAGGGAGCGGGAGCUCAUCAGCGAGAUAUCUGGUGAGCUGGUCCUGGGGGACUGA
Messenger RNA from Monoraphidium neglectum, 1515 nucleotides. RefSeq lists its product as hypothetical. Gene Ontology annotation, cellular component: axoneme. Gene Ontology annotation, biological process: inner dynein arm assembly; cilium movement; cilium-dependent cell motility. The transcript is spliced from 12 exons. Lineage: Eukaryota; Viridiplantae; Chlorophyta; Chlorophyceae; Sphaeropleales; Selenastraceae. Bases 1 to 1515 code for a protein of 504 amino acids. The record is from RefSeq and is a predicted model, not a curated record.